AUAUGCAUACUACUAUGUACAACCAUCUCAUCUGAACUUUGGUUCAAAACUCAACCGAUAUGACGGAGUGCAAAAUGACAUCUCGAUGCGAUGUUCUUGAGCUCUCGACGUUAAAUAAAUAUGGAGUGCCUAUGUGUGCGUGCGGUUUUAAUCCAGCACGGAUUAUGAAAUGAUUAUUAACGUGUGGAUGUGUCCUCCUGGAUCUCUUCUUCGUAUUCAUGUGGGCGCGGGGCCUCACGCGGAGACUGACGGUCCAAGUCGUCCCAGGACUUCACGGGUGGCCAGUGGCCUGCCACGCUGCAAACCUGCGUGCUUACAGGGGCAAGGACCCACCGAGGGGCCGUCCAGUGUCGGGGGUCCCUCCUCUCUGGCUCACUGUCGAGCUGGCUGCUGCUGCACGUCCACUUGUCUCCUUUAAUUUCCACGUUCCUUCACCCACUGCCUCUGCCGCCUGCCCGGCUGCCCGCCUCCUGCUCGAGCUCGCCCAGCCGCUGAUGUUGCGGAUGAGAAGAGAUAAGUAUAAGACUAAUUCCGGUGCUCUGAGUCUUCAUUUUCCACAAAAGCAGCUUCUCAAACCCAUUGUCUAGCUUCUCCCUCUCCACCGAACCCACACAACCGUGUUUCCCUGUGUCCUGUGCGUGUGUUUUGGAGCUCCAGGCGUAGCCAUGGCUCAGGUACUGGCCACCAUGGUGGUCGGGCCACUGGUGUCCAUGGUGAAGGACAAGGCCUCCAGCUACCUCCUGGACCAGUACAAGGUGAUGGAGGGAAUGGAGGAGCAGCACAAGCUUCUCAAGCGCAAGCUGCCAGCCAUCCUGGACGUCAUCACCGACGCCGAGGAGCAGGCAGCAGCGAAGAGAGAAGGGGCGAAAGUUUGGCUCGAGGAGGUCCGCAAGGUUGCCUACCAGGCGAAUGAUGUCCUAGACGAAUUCAAGUACGAGGCGCUGCGCCGCAAAGCCAAGAAGGAGGGGCACUACAAGGCACUCGGCAUGGAUGUAAUAAAGCUCUUCCCUUCUCACAACCGUAUUGUUUUCCGUCACAAAAUGGCAAACAAGCUCCGUAUGAUCUUGAAAGAAAUUGAUGUCCUCAUCGCAGAGAUGAAUGCAUUUAGGUUCAAAUUCAAACCAGGGCCACCAGAGCCCACAAAUCACUUGAGGCAGAGUAAUUCUGAUAUCAUCGACCCAACAAAUAUUGUCAGCAGAUCGAGAGAUGAUGAGAAGAAGGCGGUUGUUUGUAAAUUGCUUGCUCAAGUCGGCAAUGAGAAUCUCACGGUCCUUCCAAUCUUUGGAAUGGGGGGAUUGGGCAAGACCACCUUGGCACAGCUCAUUUACAAUGACCCUGAAAUCAGGAAGCAUUUUGAGUUACGGCUUUGGGUGUGUGUCUCUGAUAACUUUGAUGUGGAUUCCCUGGCUGAUAGAAUAGUGAAAGAGAAUGGUUGUAAUCCAAAUGGAAGUUCAGCACUGGAGAAGCUUCAAAACGCAGUGAGUGGGAAGAGGUACCUCCUCGUAUUGGAUGAUGUCUGGAACCGUGAUGAGCACAAGUGGGAAAGGCUGAAGUCCUACCUUCAACAUGGUGGUAGAGGUAGCUCACUGCUAACAACAACCCGUGAUGACAAAAUUGCUCAGCUAAUGGGUACAACAGAAGCCAACAAUCUCAAGAGCUUGGAUCCAAUCUACAUAAAGGAAAUUAUUGAGACAAAAGCAUUCGGUUCAAAACAAGUAGAGCAAAGGCCUCGUGAACUAGUUGAAAUGGUUGGUGACAUAGUGAAGAGAUGUUCUGGCUCUCCUUUGGCUGCCACAGCUUUGGGCUCUGUACUACGUACCAAGACCAGCAAGCAAGAAUGGGAAGGUAUACUAAAUAGAAGCAUGAUUUGUGAUGAGGAAAAUGGAAUUUUACCAGUACUUAAACUCAGUUACAAUUGCUUGCCAUCAUAUAUGCGGCAAUGCUUUGCUUUUUGUGCUAUGUUUCCACAGGAUUAUGAGAUUGAUGUGCAAAGUCUAAUCCACCUAUGGAUGGCCAAUGGUUUUAUCCCAGAGCAACCAGGAGUGUGUCCUGAAACCAUUGGAGAAAAAAUUUUCAACGAGCUGACGUCGAGGUCAUUUUUUCAGGAUUUGAAAAGCGUCCCAUUUGAAGAAAGAAUUUCAACUUCUGGAAGCAGUAUGAACAUGUAUUGUUCUAGAAUUACUUGUAAGAUCCACGACCUUAUGCAUGAUGUUGCAGAAUCUGCUAUGGGAAAAGAAUGUGCUGCAAUAACUACACGCCCGAGCCAAAGUGAGGAUGCUAUUCAUUCAACUCGUCAUUUGUAUUUAUCAGUCAAUCAACCAGAAAAUCAUUUGAAUGCUUCCCUAGAGAAAGGAUCUCCAGCUUUCCAAACAUUGAUAUGUGAUGGAUAUGUAAAAGAAGAUAUGAAGAUCUUAUCAAAAUACAACUCUAUCAGAGCUUUAAAGAUCGAUCGGGGCUCAUUCCUAAGGCCGAAAUAUCUUCAUCACCUGAGGUAUCUUGAUCUCUCAGAAAGUGAUAUUGAAGCGCUUCCUGAAGACAUCAGCAUCCUAUAUCAUCUGCAAACACUAAACCUUUCUGAUUGCCGUGAUCUUCAGCGACUUCCAAAGGAACUGAAGUAUUUGACUUCCCUCCGUCACCUCUACACUCACAACUGUCCAAAGUUGAAAAGCAUGCCCGCAGAGCUCGGACACCUCACUUGCCUGCAGACACUUACAUGCUUUGUUGUAGGUACUGACACCGGUUGCAGUAAUGUGAGAGAGCUGCGGAAUUUGGACCUUGGUGGUAGACUAGAGCUAAGACAACUCGAAAAUGUCGCAAGAGCAGAUGUUGUAGAAGCAGAAGGUCUUGGAAAUAAGAAAAAACUGACCGAACUGGUGUUAGUAUGGACUGAUAAUGACCAGCAGGCACAGAAUAAUAAUCAUAAAGAGGUGGUGCAAGGUCUCAAACCUCAUGAUGGGCUGAAGGCCCUAAGGAUAUAUUCUUGUGGGAGCAGUAUUUUUCCAUCAUGGAUGAAUAUGUUGAAUGGCAUGGUGGAGUUUAGGUUAUCUUGUUGCAAAAAGCUCGAGAAGCUUCCUGCACUCUGGCAGUUACCAGUUCUGGAAAUUCUUGGCCUGGAAAGAUUGCAGAGUUUACAUUGUUUGUGCAGCGGUGGUACUACACCUGUCACAUUUCCGAAACUGAGGGUGCUUACCUUGUCUGUGAUGCCAAAUUUUGAGGCAUGGUUGGACACAGAUGCUGUACAAGGAGAAAAGCCGAUAUUUCCCAAGGUUGAGGAGAUGCAGAUCCAUUUGUGUGGAGGUUUGACUGCAUUACCAAAAGCAGCACCAGUGAUUACGGAAUCAUUUGGCGGAGUUGACACUAAGUGCCGCUCCGCAUUUCCAGAACUGAGGGAAAUGGUGUUAAUGGAUUUGAAUAUGUUUGACAGGUGGGAGGCAGUCGAAGGAACUCUAGGAGAAGGGGUAACAUUUCCUCGGCUCGAGGAACUGCACAUCUAUGAUUGUGCAAGCCUCAGUGCACUACCAAAAGGGUCGUUAUUGGUUAAACAAUCAUUUGACGGAGCUGAAACUGUGUGCCCCUGCUCUGCAUUUCCCGCACUUAGGAAACUAAGCUUAGCUUGUUUGUCGGCCCUUGAGAGGUGGGGCGCUGCCGAAGGAACUCCGGGAGAAGAGGUAACAUUUCCUCUGCUGGAGAUGUUGGACAUUCGUGACUGCCCGAAGUUGACUGAUCUACCUGAAGCGCCGAAGCUAAGUGAAUUAGGCAUAAAAGGACGUGAUCAACAUGUGUCCCUACAGGCAGCUAGCAGAUACAUUCCUUCACUGUCCAUGCUGCGUCUGGACGUGUCACCCGAUGACGCGGACACAACAUUGCUGCAUGUCAAGCAGAAAUGGAAUCAUGAACUCCCCUUGGCAACUAUGAGGUUAGGUAGGUGCGACCUUCUGUUCUCAUCCCACUCAAAUGCACUAGCGCUGUGGGCAUGUUUUGCACGGCUAGUAGAUUUGGCAAUUUGGGAUUGCGACGCUCUUGUCUACUGGCCAGAAAACGUGUUCCAGGUCCUGGUAUCCCUGAGGAAGUUAUGGAUUGUGAGAUGCAGCAAACUGACAGGACGCACGCAAGCUUCUGGCGAGCAAUCUGCUCCAGGACGGGAUGGACUCCUGCCACAUCUGGAGUCUCUAGGGAUAUAUGAUUGCGCAUCUUUGGUAGAGGUUCCCAACCUGCCGGCAUCUCUCAAGACAUUACGUAUUGACAGCUGCAGUGAUAAUCUCAAGUCCAUCGUAUUCGGUCUGCAGGAGGACACAAGGUUGGCGAGGGGAGAAGGUGUUGUACAGCUGGACACAUCAUCAUCAAUUCCAGGGUCCAGCAGUCGUGAGGCCACAACGUCUACAGCUGUACAGAAGCUGCCAUCAGCAACCAACCUUCGCUUCCUUCCAUGCCUAGAAUCUCUAACUAUAUGGCACUGCAAUGGUUUGUCUGAGGUUGCCAAUCUUCCUCCGUCUAUCAAGACCUUGGACAUUUAUGCCUGCGGCAAUCUUCAAUCCUUAUCAGGAGAGCUUCGGUCGCUGGAAGAACUAAAUCUCUCUGCUUGCAAAAGCCUGGUAUCCUUACCGGAUGGGCCUCAAGCAUACUCAUCCCUUAGAGUUCUUGGGAUUAGAUAUUGUGAUGGUGUGAAGUCGCUCCCACCGAGCCUACAGAGCCGUUUGGGUUGCCUCGAGCGGAAAGUUCUAGAUGCCCGUUAUGAAGAACCAAAGACCCGGAAAUGUGCAAUGAGGAGCCUGGCGUGCUUGAAAUAGGAGAUUGAGAACCCGACCAAAGUUCUCACAAGGAUCGUAUUACCAGACCUGCAAAUCAUGGAUUAUUGUGACCAUGCGUAUAACAUGCGCUUUCUGAAGAUGAUCUCCAGUGAACUCAAGCGGAAAUCCAUGACUUUAAGCAGAUAACAAGCCCCGGAUCAUAAGCUGAAGAAUGUAGCAUAUAGAGCUCCAUGCUCCAGUCCUUUAUCAUCCUUCUUCAAGCCGAAGUGUUUGAUUUUGAGCAGAAGACAAGUCUCAGACUGCAAGCUGAAGAAUUUGUAGCAUUUGGAGCUCCAUGCUCCAGCUUUUUAUCCUUUUUUUUUCUGUGUUUAAACUAUGACGUGUUUGAGCUCGUUUCUGCUCCAGCACCAGCGAAACAGAACUAGCGCUUCAUUUGUGAUGUGUUUUUCUGCAUGACCGCAGAAGAUACUUGCCAUAGAAUGGUCAACAGUCCGACAUACUUCUCCUGUUGUUCGACUUGUUCGACAUGCUGCUUGAUAUGAACUCAAUAGCAUGAGGGUGAGUCCUGCAA
Molecule: messenger RNA, 5319 nt
Organism: Panicum virgatum (switchgrass)
Lineage: Eukaryota; Viridiplantae; Streptophyta; Magnoliopsida; Poales; Poaceae
Product: putative disease resistance protein RGA4
Exons: 3
Coding region: 666-4787 (1373 amino acids)
Biological process (GO): defense response to other organism
Molecular function (GO): ADP binding
Source: RefSeq, a predicted model, not a curated record